This is a messenger RNA of Colletotrichum chrysophilum, 1494 nucleotides long. RefSeq lists its product as uncharacterized. Gene Ontology annotation, molecular function: transmembrane transporter activity. The coding region runs from base 1 to 1494 and encodes 497 amino acids. NCBI's taxonomy places the organism in Eukaryota, Fungi, Ascomycota, Sordariomycetes, Glomerellales, Glomerellaceae. Gene Ontology annotation, biological process: transmembrane transport. The transcript has 3 exons. The record is from RefSeq and is a predicted model, not a curated record. Gene Ontology annotation, cellular component: membrane.
AUGUCGGAAUCCAACAUGAAGACCGACGCAGACAUCGUCUCAAUCACUACUCCUUCAGGCACACAUGUCGACCCAGAGGCAGCUCACAACUAUGUCAUCGAUCCUGCUGCUGAAGCAAAGCUCCUCCGCCGCGUGGAUCUUCGCGUCCUGCCAAUGAUAUUUGUUUUGUAUUUCUUCACCUUCCUUGAUCGAACGAACCUUGGCAAUGCAAAGGUUGCGGGAAUGGAAGCGGAUCUAGGGUUGGGUACCUACGGCUUCAAUAUCGGCGCCUGUUUGUACUACGGCAUCUACUUCUUUGCCGACAUCCCGGCCUCGCUGAGCGUCAAGAGAUUCGGCAACAUAGUGCUGCCUUUGAGCUGUAUAGCCUUUGGUGUCGUGACUCUCGCAACCGCUUUCAUUCACAAUGAAGCGAGCUUUUUCGCGAUUCGACUUCUUCUCGGAAUCACAGAAGCCUUUCAGUUCCCCGGGCUGUCAUAUGUCGUGUCACGAUACUACCGGCGCAAUGAGGUGACCACCCGAGUAUCAUUCUUCAUGCUUGGAGCCGCUGGACUAGCGUCGGCUUUUGGUGGUCUCUUGGCAUCCGGGUUGUUGUCUCUGGGACGAAUCGGCUCAUCCUACUCAUGGAGGAAUAUUUUCCUGGUCGAAGGUAUCAUCACCAUAGGUGUCGGCUUCUUAUCGCUGUACCUCUUUCCAGCCGACCCGUCAAAGACGCGCAUCUUCAACGAAGACGAGCGUGCUCUGGCGAUGGCGCGCAUCUUCCACGAUCAGCCCGCUAUCCGGGAACACAAAGAGCGCAUCAGCUGGAAGCUCAUCAAGCGUGGCAUCCUGAACGUCAAUGUCCUCGUGUGUACAUGGAUGUAUACCUGCAAUCAGGUUACUGUUCAAGGUCUCUCAAUUUUCACUGUCACAAUCCUGAGACUCAACUACCCUGACCGUUCUACCGUGGGUAUUCAAUUACUGUCAGUCCCGCCACCUUUGGUAGGUAUGGUCUUCGCGCUUUGCCUGGCAUACAUCACGAUGAAGACGCGAAAGCACGGCUAUGCAAUUGUUGGAUGCGCGACAUUGAAUGUCAUCGGGUACUCCAUUUGGCUGGCUUCGAAGAAUGUGCAGGCUCGCUACGCUGCCAUUUUCAUCAACACGGCGGGGGGAUACGGGUUUGGAGUCUUGGUGAUCAGCUGGUCGUUGGCCAACGCCGCUCCAGACACAGUGCGCAACGUCGCAAAUGCAGCGGUUUCUGGAAUAUCAAACAUUGGUUCCAUUGCGGCUACAUGGAGCUACAUUAACACGGAUGCCAAGACGGGAUACCGAACCGGCAACAGUCUGAACACGGCUACGGCGGCUUCAGUGAUCGUUGCAUCUCUGAGUCUGGUAGCUUACCAGACAUGGGAGAACAAAAGGCGCGAACGAGGCGACCGUGAUUAUCGACUACGGUUGCCAGAGGACGAGGUUGCUAUCCUGGGACAUCUUCAUCCCAACUUUAGGUAUAUCCAUUAG